AUGACCUGUUCAGGCGAUUUUGCGGAAAAGGGAAAAAAUGCAGACAUGCAUUUGGAGCGAGUGGAGCGGCUGGAACGGCAGGAUCAGCAUGAACGGUGGGAACCGCUUUAUGUAGACCGGACGGGGAGCACCACCUGUGAGGGGGACGCGGACCACGUAGGGGAGGCCCCCCCGGGGGAAGAAAACACGUUCGAGCGUGUUAACAUUAAAGAGGUGCCAGACGAAUACAAAUUUAUUUUCGAGAGGCCGAAGCAUAUCGCACACGUGGAUGACGAGCCAGUGGUGAGGAGACCAGGAUGCAUAAUAGACAUAAAAACUCUGUUAAGAAACAAUUGGACCUUCCCAGCGGUGGGAUUUAACAGCAAGUUAGAAAUCCCUGUGUACAAAUUUGAAUGCAGCCCUGAUGACGAAAAUAUAAAGUACGUGAGUGUGCCGAACGAUAUAUUCGGCUUGCCAAUCAGGCCGGACAUACUGCACAAGUGUUAUUAUUUUUACAGAACUGCCCUGGCAGGGUACACAGAGCGAAUGCAGCUGUACAAAUGGGAGUGGCCAGGCAGCACGAAGAAGUAUAGGAGUCAAAAAAAAAGUGGAAAGGCCAGAAUGAAUUGGAGAAAAACGUGUGGAAGAUAUUUGGGAGUGAAAAAUCAUCCCCUCAGGCCAUUCGACCAGAGGACCAAAAUAAACAGAAAACUUUUGUGGAGGGGAAUGAAAAUUAUUCUGUCAGCCAAAUUUGCGCAGGACCAAAUAAAAGUCGUAGACAAUUUUUUAAUAAAAUCACACAAAACGAAAUAUGCUGUAAAAUAUUUAAGAAACAUUUUGGGGAACAACUGCAACAGCGCUUUGCUUGUCCACGAAGGAAAAACAGACGUGAACGAUAAUUUUUUUUGGGCGUGUGCAAAUAUAGCUAGCGUUAAAAGGGAGAAUGUUCAGGGAGUAAAUAUUUAUAAUUUGCUGAAGUAUCGAUUUGUUGUCUUCACAUAUAAAGCAUUGCAAAAUUUAACUUACGAAUUGAAAACGUAUCCACACAAAAUGAAGUGGCUUCCUACCUGUGCUACUCCCGACAGUUGUGCGGCGCCCGUACCAGAGAAAGUCAAAAAUUGGGAUAUCACUUGGAAGGAAAAGAAAAGGAGAAAUAAUUUCGCCUUCUUUGAUAAAGAGGCUUUAAAAAAAAAUAUAGAAGAGUGGAAAUGGAGCAGCGAUUUGAAAGGCGCUCUUAAGGUUAAGAAGAAGGACCCCUACAUGAAUUUCAUUUUGACCAAAUUUUCCUGCCAUGAGCCCCUUCCCGAAUUUGUUAAAUAUGAGUACCUCUUCAAUGUUGAGGACUCUCUCGAGGGCGCGCACGGGGACGUUGCCGCGGAUGCUGCCGCGGACGCGGGGGGCAUCCUCGAGGAGAUGCUCAAGGAAGACGACGAGGACGACUGCUUGGAGGGCCGCUCGGCGUUGUCCGCGCUAGGCCUGGGCCCAGCCGGAAACGACCGAGGAGAAGUGGGCAGGGAAGGAGCCCACGACGAUGCCAGCGAUGGUGACAGCGAUGCAGACAGUGAUGAUAGCAGCUAUGGUGACAGUGAUGGGGAGUACCCCGAUGAGGAGCUCCCCCCGAGCGCGUAG
This is a messenger RNA of Plasmodium vivax (malaria parasite P. vivax), 1608 nucleotides long. RefSeq lists its product as hypothetical. The transcript is spliced from 2 exons. Gene Ontology annotation, cellular component: ribosome. Lineage: Eukaryota; Apicomplexa; Aconoidasida; Haemosporida; Plasmodiidae. The record is from RefSeq and is a predicted model, not a curated record. Gene Ontology annotation, molecular function: structural constituent of ribosome. Bases 1 to 1608 code for a protein of 535 amino acids. Gene Ontology annotation, biological process: translation.